GUUGUCGCCAUGGCACCCGCUGGAUAGACAGCUCCCGAUGAUACCACUUUAUCGGGACAUAACUUGUGUGUGAGUGUGUGUGCAUGUGUCUGUGCGUGCGUGUGUGUUACGUCAUAUCGUAGUCUUGUGGAAUAACUGAAUACGGCGGCUGAAAAGUGCUACAUUCGCCCAAAGAUGUGUGGAAGAACCGCGUGCACGCUUGCUUCCGACGAGGUGAGCCGAGCCUGCUCCUACAGAGACCGUGGAGGACAGCGGAGACAGCCCCGCUGGAGGGACGGAGAUGCGGACAAAUACCGACCCUCUUACAACAAGAGCCCCCAGUCCACGAGUCCCGUGCUGCUGUCCCAGAGGCAUUUCGACACGAAUGCUCCUGUCGAUGAGUGUGUGCUGGCCUCCAUGCGCUGGGGUCUGGUCCCUGCCUGGUUCAAGGAGAAUGACCCGAGCAAGAUGCAAUACAGCACCAACAACUGCCGCAGUGAAAAUAUAUUGGAGAAGAAAACAUACAAGGAUCCCCUGAUAAAAGGGCAACGCUGUGUCAUCCUGGCUGAUGGCUUUUAUGAGUGGAAGAGGCAGGCGAAAGACAAGCAGCCUUUCUUCAUCUACUUUCCUCAGACGAAGGGAACCAGUCAGGAGAAAACAGAUGAUGAGGAUGACCCUGCAACCUCAGCUGGCAAUAAGGAGAAUUCAGAGACAACGGGCCCUCCAGAGGAGGACUCCGCUGACUUGACACAGGGAGAAGCACCAGGUGAGUGGACUGGAUGGAAGUUGCUGACUAUGGCUGGACUGUUUGACUGCUGGACACCUCCAGGUGGCGGAGAACCCCUUUACACAUACAGUGUAAUAACUGUGAACGCUUCCCUGAAUCUGGAAAGCAUCCAUGAUAGGAUGCCAGCAGUCCUGGAUGGAGAGGAAGAAGUGAGAAGAUGGCUGGAUUUUGGGGAGGUGAAGUCUCAAGACGCCAUGAAACUGCUCCAGUCUAAAAGCAGUUUGACUUUUCACCCCGUCUCUUCACUAGUAAACAACUCUCGCAACAACUCUCCAGAAUGCCUUCAGCCAAUAGAUCUAAACAGCAAAAAGGAGCCCAAACCCACAGCCAGCAGUAAGAUGAUGAUGAGCUGGCUGGCGAGCAGUGAACCUUCAAAGAGGAAGGAGCCCGCAUGCGAGAGUAAAGAGCAAGAAAGCGAGGCAGCGGCUCAGUGCCAGUCGACAGGAUUACUUCACCAGUGGCUUCAUGGGGCCAAAAAACCAAGAACCAAAUGAAGAUAUGAACUGGGACUGAAAACUCUGUAGUGUUAAAAGACCAUUUAGGCAUUAUUUAUUCCACUUAACUAUUUUUGACAGUUGUGAGAAAAACAUGCUUUUGCUUCGUAAGUAAUGCUUUCUACGUAAUAAAAAGAAAAUGCUACAGAUUGGAAUUUAUUUCAAAAAUGCUAUCAAUAAAUGUCAGAAAUAAAGACCGCAUGCUUUAAUCAA
Messenger RNA from Cyclopterus lumpus (lumpfish), 1473 nucleotides. RefSeq names its product 5-hydroxymethylcytosine binding, ES cell specific (gene hmces). Gene Ontology annotation, molecular function: single-stranded DNA binding. The record is from RefSeq and is a predicted model, not a curated record. The transcript is spliced from 7 exons. Gene Ontology annotation, biological process: DNA damage response. Lineage: Eukaryota; Metazoa; Chordata; Actinopteri; Perciformes; Cyclopteridae. Bases 175 to 1260 code for a protein of 361 amino acids.